Molecule: messenger RNA, 882 nt
Organism: Macroventuria anomochaeta
Lineage: Eukaryota; Fungi; Ascomycota; Dothideomycetes; Pleosporales; Didymellaceae
Product: NADH-quinone oxidoreductase subunit I
Exons: 3
Coding region: 41-730 (229 amino acids)
Biological process (GO): mitochondrial electron transport, NADH to ubiquinone; mitochondrial respiratory chain complex I assembly
Cellular component (GO): membrane
Molecular function (GO): 4 iron, 4 sulfur cluster binding; NADH dehydrogenase activity
Source: RefSeq, a predicted model, not a curated record
CAUCUCCCACCGCCGCCCACACAACUCGCACACGCCCACGAUGGCCAGCACCAAGCCAUUGACGAUGCUGGCACGUGGCUCAUCGGCCACAACACUGCUCAGGCAGUCACAGUUCGCUCCACGCUUCGCCUCGCCCGCCACCGUCGCCUUCUUCAGCACAACCUUCCCUCGCGCCGCCACGCCUGCCGGACCUCCUCCUCCCGGUUUCCGGUUACCGCGUCAGAAGAAGUGGGAUGAGGGCGAGUCGGCAUUAGACAAGGCAGGCAAGUACUUCUUGCUCGUGGAGAUGUUCCGCGGCAUGUACGUGUCGCUGGAGCAGUUUUUCAGGCCACCAUACACCAUAUUCUACCCUUUCGAGAAGGGCCCGAUUUCCCCCCGCUUCCGCGGCGAGCACGCCCUGAGACGGUACCCAACUGGCGAGGAGCGUUGCAUUGCCUGCAAGCUCUGCGAAGCUAUCUGCCCGGCGCAGGCUAUCACAAUUGAGGCCGAGGAGCGCAUGGACGGUAGCAGGCGGACUACACGCUACGAUAUCGACAUGACAAAGUGCAUCUACUGCGGUCUCUGCCAGGAAUCCUGCCCCGUCGAUGCCAUUGUUGAGGGCCCCAACGCUGAGUACGCCACCGAGUCGCGAGAGGAGCUCCUGUACAACAAGGAGAAGCUGCUGGCCAACGGAGACAAGUGGGAGCCUGAGAUUGCAGCCGCUGCCCGUGCGGACGCGCCUUACAGAUAACGAAAGAGCAGACAGCGAGAGAAAAAGAACGGUACUCAGGGUCUGUAUAUAGUAGGGGAGCGGUAUGUCUAGCUCAGCAAUUGGUUUCCUUUGUGAUUGUACUGUGAUUGUACAAGGGUAAAACUCAAAUUUCAAUUUCAACAAGUACGCAA